This is a messenger RNA of Drosophila hydei, 929 nucleotides long. RefSeq lists its product as uncharacterized. The record is from RefSeq and is a predicted model, not a curated record. Lineage: Eukaryota; Metazoa; Arthropoda; Insecta; Diptera; Drosophilidae. Bases 377 to 841 code for a protein of 154 amino acids. Gene Ontology annotation, biological process: regulation of synaptic transmission, cholinergic; positive regulation of voltage-gated potassium channel activity; sleep. The transcript has 4 exons.
UGCGCUCAGUAUUGUCCUGCACUUCAAGCACCCCACUCCACCGCGCUCGUUAUGCUGUCUUAAUUUUGCCUAUUUUCGACAACAAAAAUGCGGCCCACUUUGCGUUUGCUGUUUUUCUUUUCCGCACACAGUUCUAUUUAUUUUUGUCAAGCGAUUUUCGUUGAGCUAAAUGGUUCACAAUUAAGUUCAUUCGCUUUAAAGUGCUGAGCAGACAUCAAGUUCUCAAACUAACAUGAUAAUUUAGCUCAAGUGAAGCAAGAAAAAACAUUGAGCGCAUUUCAUUGAGAAUUGAAAAUAAAAUAAAAGUUUGCUAAGCAAGUGCAAGGUACAUAAAAGAACAAAAACAACAAAAACAAAAACAACUACAGCUGCUGAAAUGUCGCCAUUUAUGGAAAAAACGUUGCUGUUGUUAGGCGUGCUGUGCUGCAUACAAGUUUCCGCGGCACUCAUGUGCUAUGACUGCAACAGCGAGUAUGAUCCACGUUGCGGCGAUCCCUUUCAGCCCUACUCCAUCGGCGAGGUCAACUGCAGCAAGCAGGAGCCUUUGGAGCAUCUGAAGGACAAAUACAAGCCCAUACUGUGCCGCAAAACUAUUCAGAAGAUUUAUGGCAAGACUCGCAUUGUACGCGGCUGCGGCUAUAUACCCGACGAACGCACCGACAAGGAGUGCAUAAGGCGUUCGGGCACCCACGAUGUGUCCGCCACCUAUUGCGCCUGCACCCAGGAGCUGUGCAAUGGCGCCACUGCCGUUGGCUCAUCGCAGAUGCCUUUGCUGUUCGCCCUAGCCACUGGGUUCGCGAUCCUCAUGACAAGAGUUAGCAUAAGAGUCGAGAGAUCAUAAAUACUCCCUGAAUCUAUCUUCGUAUAAUUUUAAUUGAUUUUGGAUUCGAAAAAAAACUUCACGUGGGCAUUUUUCAGUUAAUAAAUGG